GGUUAGAAGAAGCAGAAAAAAAAGAGCCUCCGUUCAAACUGUGUAGAAGAGGAAACAAGAGGGCCGAAGGGUCCUGAACGGGUUUCUGUCGGAAUUUGGCGCAGUGCAGAGUCUGGAAAGAGCGGAUCAAUCCGUGCGCAAAGUUUGAAAUCUUCUUGUGAGGCGAGCCGUGGAGCGCGGAGAGUUUCUCUGAACGGGAGGAUGUCAACUUCAGACGACGUAGACGGGCAGCGGCCGAGAUAUGGCUCCGUCCUGGAUGGCGUGGAGCGGCUCACGGCGGAGGAGAUGGACGAGCAGCGGCAGCAGAACAUGGCCUACGAAUAUCUGUGUCACCUGGAGGAAGCCAAAAGAUGGAUGGAGGCCUGUCUGGACGAGGAGUUGCCCCCGACAACGGAGCUGGAGGAGGGGCUGAGAAAUGGCGUCUAUCUGGCCAAACUGGGCAACUUCUUUGCCCCGCAGACGGUUUCCCUCAAGAAGAUCUACGAUCGUGAGCAGACGCGCUACAAGGCAACCGGCCUCCAUUUCAGACACACAGACAACGUCAUCCAGUGGCUCAACGCCAUGGCAGAAAAGGGACUGCCAAAGAUCUUCUACCCAGAAACCACAGACAUAUACGACCGAAAGAACAUGCCGCGCUGCGUCUACUGUAUCCACGCUCUCAGUCUGUACUUGUUCAAGCUGGGCUUGGCUCCACAGAUCCAGGAUCUUUAUGGAAAAGUAGCGUUCACGGAGGAGGAAAUCAACAACAUGAAGAACGAGCUGGCGAAGUAUGGGAUCCAGAUGCCCGCCUUCAGCAAGAUCGGAGGGAUUCUGGCCAGCGAGCUGUCGGUGGACGAGGCUGCAUUGCACGCUGCAGUGAUCGCCAUCAACGAGGCCAUCGACCAGGGAGUCCCAGAGGGAACCCUGGCCGCCAUGCAGAACCCCAACGCCGUGCUGCUCAACCUGGACUCGGACUCGGCCCAGAAGUACCACGACACGCUCUACCAAGCCAAGGGGGAGAAGGUGGCCAGCUCACGAAAACGACAACUGGAGAACACCGAAGCAGAGCGAGACAUUUAUGACGAGCUUCUGACUCAGGCAGAAAUCCAGGGCAACAUCAACAUGGUCAACGUGAGCAACGCCCUGAGUGCGGCAGAGCAGGCUCUGGUUGGAGGAGACGAGGAUAAGUUGUACGAGGCUUUGAAGGCCGUCGGAGUCCAGAACCUGCAGCCUGAGAACAAAGGCUGGUACCUGAAGCAGCUGCAGGGCGAGAGGGAGAACAAAGAGCAGGUGUCUCCUGGACAACCUCUGACGAAGGAUGAGCUGCAGAGCGGCGUGGACGUGGCGAACGAGGUCGCCGCCGGAUACCUGAAGAUGCUGAAGGCGGUGGAGCGCAUCAACGGCGCCAUCAGAGCGGGCGUGCCGGAGAAGACGGUGGAGGAGCUGAUGAACCCGGACGCCCAGCUGCCCGAGGUUCACCCCGGCGCCGCCGACCUCUACCAGAAGGAGCUGGCCUGUCUGCAGCAGCAGAGCGCCGAGGGCUCCCUGGCCCACCCUGAGCUGCUGGUUGCCGUGGAGAUGCUGUCCGCCGUGGUUCUGAUGAAUGAGGCGUUGGAGGUGGGAGACCGGGCCGCCCUGUGGAGGCAGCUGGCCAGCUCUGUCACCGGGCUCAGCAACGUGGAGGACGAGUACGCACAGAGGUACAUGGAUGAACUGAUGCGCCUGAAAACUGCAGCCAAAGAGGAGGGGAGCAAAUAUCUGACCUGGAACGACAUCCAGGCCUGCAUCGACCAGGUCAACCUGGCCGUGCAGGAGGAGCACGAACGAAUUGCUGCCAUUGGACAGAUCAACGAGGCGCUGGACGAAGGCGACCCCAUGAAGACCCUGGACAUGCUGCAGAACCCGUCCGCCAAGCUCACAGAUGUGGACCCGUCCAUCGCUCAGCACUACCAUGACAAGCUGCUGGAGGCCCGCAGGGAGAAGGCUCAUGAAACUCAGGAUCCGUCCGCCGUGCUGUGGCUGGAUGAGAUCCAGGACGCCAUCUUGAAGGCAAACCAAGACACAAAGGAGGCCAUGCUCUUCUCCCAGUCCAUCCAGGCCAUUAACGAGGCGGUGGAUACUGGAGAUUCAGCUCGGACUCUGGCUGCUCUGCGCAGUCCAGGAGCCGGUCUGUACGGCAUCACCGCGGAGUGCGCGCCGACCUAUCAGGACGACUUGGCCAAGAUUAAAGAGGAGAAGAAGAACGAAGGUGAUAAUGGCAGUGAGUGGGUCAAACACUGGGUGAAGGGUGGACACAACUACUACUACAACCUGCAGACCAAGGAGGGCACGUGGGUGGAGCCCGAGGCCUUCGAGCCAAACAACAUGCAGAUCAACAAGGAGGAGAUCCAGGGGGUCGUUUCUGGGGUAACUACUGCCUACAACCGGGAGCAGCUCUGGCUCGCUAACGAGACUCUAAUCGCGAAGCUUCAAGCUCGAUGUCGUGGCUACCUGGUGAGAAACGGCCUGAAGGAGCGGAUGAACUUCCUGAAAUCUCAGGACCCGGCUGUGAUGUGCAUCCAGGCUCACUGGAAAGGCUACAAACAGAGGAAGGCAUUCCAGGAGCGCAAGCAGCACCUGAAAGAUCACACCGACGAAGCCAUUAAGAUUCAGUCCAUGGUCCGAAUGCAUCAAGCUCGUAAGAAGUAUAAAGAUCGUCUGAAGUACUUUGAAGAUCAUAUUGAUGAUGUGGUGAAGAUCCAGGCAUUCAUCAGAGCUAACAAGGCGAGGGAUGACUACAAGACUCUGAUCAAUGCCGAAAAUCCCCCAAUGGCGGUGGUGAGGAAGUUCGUCCACCUGCUGGAUCACAGUGACCAGGACUUCCAGGAGGAGCUGGAGCUGAUGCGGCUCCGUGAGGAGGUGGUCACAAACAUCCGCUCCAACCAGCAGCUGGAGAACGACUUGAACCUGAUGGACAUCAAGAUCGGCCUGCUGGUGAAGAACAAGAUCACCCUUCAGGAGGUGGUGUCCCACAGCAAGAAGCUGACCAAGAAGAAUAAGGGCCAGUUGUCCGACAUGAUGAUGAUGAACAAGCAGAGGGGGGGCCUGAAGGCUCUCAGCAAGGAGAAGAGAGUCAAGCUUGAGGCCUAUCAGCAUCUCUUUUACCUUUUACAGACCAACCCGACAUAUCUGGCCAAGUUGAUCUUCCAGAUGCCACAGAAUAAAUCUACAAAGUUCAUGGACUCUGUCAUCUUCACCCUGUAUAACUAUGCCUCAAACCAGAGGGAGGAGUACCUGCUCCUGAAGCUCUUCAAAACUGCUCUGCAGGAGGAGAUUAAGUCAAAAGUGGACCAGAUGAAGGAGAUCGUAACAGGAAAUCCAACAGUAAUCAAGAUGGUGGUGAGCUUCCACAGAGGCGCACGAGGACAGAACGCACUGAGGCAGAUCCUGGCACCUGUGGUCAAAGAGAUUAUGGACGACAAAACGCUAAACAUCAAGACGGACCCAGUGGACAUCUACAAAGGCUGGGUGAACCAGAUGGAGUCGCAGACUGGAGAAGCGAGUAAGCUGCCUUAUGACGUCACUCCAGAACAAGCUAUGUCUCAUGAGGAGGUUAGGACGAGACUGGAGGCCUCCAUCAAGCACAUGAAGAGCAUCACUGAUAAAUUCCUGUCAGCGAUAACCGUCUCUGUGGAUAAAAUUCCAUAUGGAAUGCGGUUCAUCUCUAAGGUGCUAAAAGACACUCUACAAGAGAAGUUCCCGGAUUCUACAGAGGAUGAGCUGCUUAAGAUCGUGGGAAACCUUUUGUAUUAUCGCUACAUGAACCCUGCUAUUGUAGCACCUGAUGCCUUCGACAUUAUUGAGGUGUCUGCUGGUGGUCAGCUUACCACUGAGCAAAGAAGAAACCUGGGUUCUGUGGCCAAGAUGCUUCAGCACGCUGCAUCCAACAAGAUGUUCCUGGGAGACAACGCUCACCUCAACCCCAUCAACGAAUAUCUCAGCUCCUCCCACCAGAAGUUCAGGCGUUUCUUUUUGUCUGCAUGUGACGUUCCCUCACUUGAAGAUAAAUUCAAUGUGGACCAGUACUCAGACUUGGUCACGGUCACCAAACCUGUCAUCUACAUCUCCAUCGGAGAGAUCAUAAACACUCACACUCUGCUGCUGGAUCACCAGGACGCCAUUGCACCUGAACACAAUGACCCCAUCCAUGAGCUGCUCACGGACCUGGAAGAUGUCCCCACUGUGGAGUCUCUUAUUGGUGAAAAUCCCCUUCCUCCAGACGAUCCCAACAAAGAGCUGAUGGGAAAGACGGAGGUCUCACUCACGCUCACCAACAAGUUUGACGUUCCCGAUGAGGCCAAUACAGAGAUGGACGCCAAGACUCUCCUGCUCAACACCAAGAGGCUCAUUGUGGAUGUCAUCCGGUUCCAGCCCGGAGAGACGCUGACUGAGAUCCUGGAUUCAACAGCGUCUCCAGAGCAGGAAGCCGAGUACCAGCGCGCCAUGCAGAGGAGAGCCAUCAGGGAUGCAAAGACCCCAGAGAAGAUGAAGCAGGUGAAGCCGGUGGUGGACGACAGCCUGACCCUGCAGGGCAAAAAGGACAAGAUCAAGAGCAACCUGCAGCGGCUGGCCGAGCUCGGGAAGGUCCACCCGGAGAACCGGUACCAGGACCUCAUCAACGACAUCGCCAAGGACAUCAGGAACCAGAGGCGGUAUCGGCAGCGCAGGAAAGCCGAGCUGGUGAAGCUUCAGCAGACCAACUCGGGCCUGAAUUCAAAAACCACCUUCUACAACAUGCAGAUUGAUUCCUACAACCAGUACAUCAAGACGUGCAUGGACAACCUGGCCAGCAAGGGCAAGUUGUCAAGGAAACCAGGCGACAACAAGGCCAAGAAGAGUAAGCAGGUUGCCCAGAAAUACACAGCAGCUCGGCUGAAGGAGAAAGGAGUUCUGAUCUCAAUAGAUGAUCUGCAGCCCAACCAAUAUAAGAAUGCCAUCUUUGAGAUCUCUCCCUCCGAGACGGUUGGCGUGUUCGACGUGAAGGCCAAGUUCAUGGGCGUACAUUUGGAGACGUUACCAUUAGAAUAUCAGGAUCUCCUCCAGCUGCAGUACGAAGGCGUGGCGGUGAUGAAGCUCUUCGAUAAAGCCACCGUCAACGUCAACCUGCUCAUCUUCCUGCUCAACAAGAAAUUCUACGGGAAAUAGAAAGAAAAGAAAAGGAGCAAAGAGCUACAGACACUGAAAUGAAACAGAACCUGGGGGCUGCCUUACCGCCUGCCCUCACUGCACCUCUCAUUUCUGCCUAUGCAAAUUUCUGUGCAUUAUUUUUAUUGUUUGUUUUUUUUUAUAAAUAUAUCGGGUGCGUCUCCAUGCGCUCUUUUGUCCAAGUUUUCCAUGCAUCUCAUUGCAUAGCUGCAGCAAAGUCAAAUUUGUAUUUUUUGCUUGAAUUAUUCUGAAUAUCUUGUACACGGGCUUUGAUUUGUUAUUGAGAUUGCUUUUUGUAAUGAUUUUUUUCCCCCCAGUUGUCAGUUUACCUACUCAAUCCAGAUUCUUUGAGCAUCGGUAGAAAAAUACAUGGCAGCAUUUUGAAGCCCAGGCUUUUAUCUGCACUGAGUUCAUCUUCCUGCUGCUCCCAACAGAAUAUGUUUUGAAGGGAAAAUGAUAAAUUAGCUCCAUUUUUGGAUAUGACAUUCACCCCUAACUGUACAAAAGUGGUGAAUAUUUGAUGAAAAAAUCUAAAUAUUUCUCUUUUUUAGACGUAUGGACAAUAAAUAUUGGCACUAAUCUGACCUCUUAGUGUUUUUCCAUGUUUCUUGAAGCAGGCAGAGUCCAAACCUUUGCUCAGAUGGAUUCGUCAAUCAGCUUUUUGACACAUUAUUUUAUAUAUUUGAAUAUAUAUCCACUUUAGUCCAUUUAUCUUCUGAUUAAAGCAGGUCUAUGAUUGCUGCAUUGAAGAUGUCUGCUGAAUUGCAAAGACUCUGUUGUAUUUUAAAUGGAAAAAUGCAUCAAAGUUGUCUUUAUUUAUAUUUUAUAUGUUGUCAGUUUCCAUUAAAUGAUAGCUUACGUUUGCUAAGCCUGAGACGGAUCUCUUGCAUGAGCUCAAGGAUGUUCAGUAUUACAUUGAUAAAAUGUGGGGAGGAGGAGUCCAGCAGAUGGCGCUAUACACCAUCCAGUUUUCCUCAGCGAUCAUUAGAUUUGGCCUGAAACUCGGACUGUGUGGACUCAGUUAUCCGGAUGUUAAAUUUUCAGUCUGUGUAAAGUUGUCAGUCGGUGGCGCUGUCUGCAGCCCAGACUGUGAUGUACUCUACCUGUUUUAGAAUAAAGCUCUUUCAAUGCAU
Xiphophorus hellerii (green swordtail) is the source of this 6296-nucleotide messenger RNA. RefSeq names its product IQ motif containing GTPase activating protein 1 (gene iqgap1). Gene Ontology annotation, cellular component: cell cortex; nucleus. Lineage: Eukaryota; Metazoa; Chordata; Actinopteri; Cyprinodontiformes; Poeciliidae. Gene Ontology annotation, molecular function: calmodulin binding; actin filament binding; GTPase activator activity. The transcript has 37 exons. The coding region runs from base 202 to 5163 and encodes 1653 amino acids. Gene Ontology annotation, biological process: positive regulation of protein kinase activity; fibroblast migration; mitotic actomyosin contractile ring assembly actin filament organization. The record is from RefSeq and is a predicted model, not a curated record.